UAAUACCCAUUAUCAAACGAAAUCGAAAGCGGACGCACAGACGAGGUGGCGGCACGGUGUAAAGGGCGCCGCACGGCCGUGUCUGUAAACUACUGAGUUUUGUUUUUUUUGUUUUUUUUAAAAGCGUCGGUUGACUUGUUCUCUCCCCCCGUAUAUCCACCACGCACCGCGGCCGAAGACAUGUCGAAAACAACCGUUCUGAAAGUCACCAGAGACAGCGCGGUGAAGGUGGAAAACUUCCGCCAGUCGCUGUAUCACGAGGCGGAGAAUCUGUUCUCCAACCACAUCCCCUUGAAGAUCGCGCGGCUGGACGGUCUGCUCAAGGAGGAUGCCCUCAGCAUCACCAACAUGUCCUCACUCCAUGCCCCCUUGGACAUCCCCAUACCAGACCCUCCCACUCCGGAAGAAGAGGAAAUGGAGACUGACAAAAAUGAAGAGGACGAGAAGAAAAAGAAGAAAGCUCCAAAAUGCGGCUUCAUCAAAGGGAACGAGAAGAUUGUGAAGCUGCUGGACGAGGUGAAGCCAGAGAUCGUCGCUCUGAGAGAGACCAUCAUCACUGUCGCUUGCUGGAUUCAGCACCUAAUCCCAAAAAUUGAGGAUGGAAAUGACUUCGGGGUCGCUAUCCAGGAGAAGAUCCUGGAGAGAAUAGCCGCGGUGAAGACAAAGGUGGAAGGCUUUCAGACCAACAUAAACAAGUACUUUUCAGAGAGAGGAGACGCUGUUGCCAAAGCCUCCAAGGAGACACAUGUGAUGGACUACCGUUCACUUGUCCACGACAAGGAUGAGUCCAUCUACUCUGAGAUCAGAGUGAUUGUCCUAGACAUCCGUGGGUUCUAUGCUGAAUUGUAUGACAUCAUCAGCAAGAACCUCGAAAAAGUGACUAAUCCAAAAGGAGAGGAGAAACCUUCAAUGUACUAAAACUGGAAGGGAGGAGGCAGAGCUGCGGCGUAUAUGAUGGCGGAGUAAACUAUUUCUAUUCGAUCGUGCUGCCUACUUGGCAAUCAUGGAAACUUUAGUGCUCAAAAUUUGUUUGUAUUUACCAAUAAACAACUUUAUGAAA
Molecule: messenger RNA, 1060 nt
Organism: Lampris incognitus (smalleye Pacific opah)
Lineage: Eukaryota; Metazoa; Chordata; Actinopteri; Lampriformes; Lampridae
Gene: psme2
Product: proteasome activator subunit 2
Exons: 11
Coding region: 181-918 (245 amino acids)
Biological process (GO): regulation of G1/S transition of mitotic cell cycle; regulation of proteasomal protein catabolic process; positive regulation of endopeptidase activity
Cellular component (GO): nucleoplasm; proteasome activator complex; cytoplasm
Molecular function (GO): endopeptidase activator activity
Source: RefSeq, a predicted model, not a curated record